Molecule: messenger RNA, 660 nt
Organism: Danio rerio (zebrafish)
Lineage: Eukaryota; Metazoa; Chordata; Actinopteri; Cypriniformes; Danionidae
Biological process (GO): regulation of gene expression
Source: RefSeq, marked predicted
AUGGACUGUGAUCAUGAGGAUGAACAUGGUGGCCGCUCACUGACUGGAUCAGAAUCUAGCUUUCGUGAAGAUGAAGCACAAAUUAAUUCAGCUCUUGCUAUAUCCACUUUUCAGCACUCUGACGUGCGUAUAAAAGAAGUUCCAGCAGAUGUGAAAACGGCAUUUCAGGAUGAUCUAAACCCUCCUGUGAGCAACAUCAGCGAUGCCUUUCCUGUCUGUGUUCAACUGCCUGCAAACCAUCUUAAAAAUAUGGCCACUUAUAAAACAACACACCGUCAUCGCAAAAUCAGCCAUUGUUCCUCCUCCACCAUCAGAAGUGGAAUGAGCCUGAGAGCCCCUGUAGAAGAUCUGUGCGCGUCCGUCCUGUUGGCGUGUCUGUUCUGCAGAUUUUGGGACUGCGUGCUGGCGUUGGGUGACGGGUGUCAGUUCUGCGUGGCGUCUCUAUGUUCCUCCUUCUGCUCGAGCAUGUGCUGCUGCGAUCCUUCCUCUCUGGAGGAACUGAUAGAUUUGUGUCCGUGCUGCAGUUGUGCUGAAUAUGUUGAGGCGUGCGGCUGCAGCUGUGGAGAAAACACCUUCGACUGCUCCAUCUGCGACCUGUGUCUGCAGACCAGCGAGUGUCUGGAGCUCGGCAUGGAACUCUCGCAGCUGCUGUUUCACUAG